Ruditapes philippinarum (Manila clam) is the source of this 1581-nucleotide messenger RNA. RefSeq lists its product as uncharacterized. The record is from RefSeq and is a predicted model, not a curated record. Bases 555 to 1313 code for a protein of 252 amino acids. Lineage: Eukaryota; Metazoa; Mollusca; Bivalvia; Venerida; Veneridae. The transcript is spliced from 2 exons.
UUCAGUCACACUACACCGUAUAGCGUUAACGGACGUCCAACGCAUAACAAAAUUUUCAAUCCGUCCAUGUCCGUUCGCAUGCGUUUCUUUUCCGUUUAUCAUGCGGCGUUUGCGCUUCUUGUCCGGCGGUGUCCGCUGGUGUUCGUUCCGUUCGGUGGAAAGUUUUGAACAUGUUCAAAAUUUUGAACGUACACCACCGGAUAAAGUUGUCCGUCAGAUGUACGGUAACCAUGCGCUGGUAUGCGUUUUGUUCGUUACUCGUACGUUCCUUAUUCUGUACUUGUCCGGUUCGAGUCCGUUCUUGUCCGGUGGACCUGAUUCACGGCCGGACUACUAACGGACAUGCAGCGGAUGUAACGUAUGUUAAACGGACGAUAACGAACAAGGGACGUAUAAGAACUGAUAAAUAACAGACAUGAAUCGAUGGUCCACCGCACAAAACUGAUGAUGAAUAAAACGAGGUUUCCCUGGUUAUAACUGUCAUAUAUUUUCCUGCAUUUCAAGUGUAAGGACCUUCUGAAACUUUGAUAGUUUGAGUUAAUGAUCCACAUAUCAUGGAGUGUCGCGUUAGAGCCCGCCUGCAGUAUCAAGCGGCCGUGAUCCAGGCACGUAUUGACCUGUUGGAUGCGAAUGUAGAUAUUGUCGCUUAUGAAAAUAGGAGAAGAAGGAGGCGACUGCGGAGGUGGUGGUCAAAGGCUUGGCUGGGUCCUGAGAGACGUCGAAUGUUUGGUCUCUACGAUCAACUCAUGAUGGAGCUGCGGAGAGAAGACCAGCGGUCAUUUACGAACUUCAUGAGGAUGCCUCCUGAGAUGUUUGAUGAGAUUCUGGAACGAGUGGGUCCCAGAAUAACAAAACAAUAUACCACAUACAGAACCCCUCUUGACCCUGGAAUGAAGUUAGCCGUUACACUCAGACAUCUUGCGUCAGGGUCAAAGUAUUCCAACAUGCGGUUUGCCUGGAGGAUACCUCACAACACCAUCUCUGUCAUCGUGCGAGAAGUGUGCAGAGCAAUUAUAGACGAGUAUGUGGACGAGGUCAUGCCUUUGCCAACAACAGCUGCUGACUGGAAACGCAUUUCAGAUGGCUUCUUGGAAAAAUGGAACUUUCCUCACACUUUGGGUGCGUUGGAUGGCAAGCAUAUUGCCUGUAAGUGUCCAACUAGUUCCGGGUCCACAUAUUUCAACUAUAAGAAGUACUACUCCAUUGUCCUGCUGGCCCUCGUUGACUACGACUACAAGUUCAUUUGGGCCGACAUCGGAGGCCGCGGUGCAAAAAAAAUCGGACUAUUUAUACCAGUUUUGUCCGUCACGUGACCGGUAGAAAUACGCUCUUCGAACGUUCAAAGAACGUUUUGUCAGUUCUUCAUGCGCUGCGUGUACGUUUUGUGCGGUACAAAUCCGUUACUAGUACGGUGAAGUCCGUUAACUGUAUGUCUUUCAUCCGUUAUAUGUGCGUUGAUCGUUCGGUCUUUGUGCGUUUUGUACGUUUUAUGCGCCCUUACAGCGAUCAUGAGAGCACCGAGCAGCAACGGGAAAUGCUUUUCAUCACCGGAUAACUUUCAGCCGCAUUUUUCUUUGCGUU